UCGACUCAUAUUGCCGCUUAGGACAGGGAUGAGCUAGCGUACUGCCAGUCACUCAUCCUGUCAAUCAGUUAGUAGGGGGAAAAACUCCUCAGAUAAACCGGUAACGCCAAAGACCAACAGUAGAACAAGAAGCCAGGUUCUGCCUUACAGCUUGUAGGCAAAGACUUUUUUUCACUCGAGGAAGUGAGUUAGUGAGUUUUCAGAGCAGACGGCGGUAGUCAGGCCACCUGUUCCCCCAGCAUCAGAGACCGGUAACAGAGAGAGUGAGAGAGACGACACAGAGAGAAGCGGCAAGCGGGGAGUAGCAUCACCACCACACACCCUCUACAAGCUUUUGGGACACUCCACACACCCCUCACGGAGAUUCUAAGCAUGCUGCUGCUGGAGGAGUCGGAGACCUUUGCAGACCAGCCUCAUACCGCUCCCUUCAGCUCGGGGAAUGAAGCACAGGGAGGGGACUCUGCGGGAUGGCAGUGCACCCCCCCAUCUACCUCAGCCUCGGGGGAGACGCCGUCCCACCCCUUAACACAGCCCCACUCUCGACCGUCCUCACGGCCUGAGAACCAAAUUCCCUCGCAGUCCCUGAGUGGAACCAAGAAGAGGUCCCACUCUAACAAACCUGCACACAUGAGGAGGAACAUCAGAAAGCUACUGAGGGAGCAGCAGUUGGAGGCGGUGACCAAAGCUGCCCAGCAGGAGGAGCUGGAGAGGCGGCAGAGGCUGGAACAGCAAAGGAAGGAAGGGCACGUCCCUGUGGUCCUGCUACCUGAGUACACACCAGGACAUCUGUCUCAGAGUGUGUCUGCCAGCGUGGCCAAAAAGGAUCGUGUGAUCUGCCUGGACACCAGUAACAGCAGCACUAACGUCAGAGGAGACGACUCCAAAGCUCUGGUCCCAGAAUCACACUCGCCCAAAGAAGACGUGAUCGAGCUGAGCUCCGGCGAGGACGAAGCCCUACAGGUCAGCAGCGAGUCCACCAAUGAGGAGGAGGAGCGGUCGGAGGAGCAGUCGGAGGAGGCCAGAGGCACCCACGUCAACGAUGCUGUGAACCAACCGGACGCCCUGGGGCGUGUCUUGGUCAACCUGAACCACCCUGCUGAUGAGGUAGACCUGUUCCUCUCCCCUCAACUGGCCCGUGCCGUCAAACCUCACCAGAUCGGUGGGGUCCGGUUCCUGUAUGAUAACCUGGUGGAGUCUCUGGAGAGGUCUAAGCGCAGCAGUGGCUUCGGCUGUAUCCUUGCCCACAGCAUGGGCCUGGGCAAGACCUUGCAGGUCAUCUCUUUUAUAGACAUCCUGCUUAAACACACGCAGGCCCACACCGUGCUCGCCAUCGUUCCCGUCAACACAUUACAGAACUGGCUGGCUGAGUUUAACCUCUGGGUCCCUUCCUCUGAGGCAUUACCCGCAGACAUCAACCCCGCACACUUCUCCCCGCGGAUCUUCAAGGUCCACAUCCUGAAUGACGAGCACAAAACCACGGCCAGCAGAGCGAAGGUGAUCUCUGACUGGUCGCUGGAUGGCGGCGUGCUCCUGAUGGGGUAUGAGAUGUACCGCCUGUUGUCCCUGAAGAAGAGCUUUGUGGCGGGCCGGAAGAAGAAGUCCAAGAAGCUCCAAGGACCAGUGGUCAUUGACCUGGACGAAGAGAAUCUACAGCAGGAGCUCCUCAAAGACAUAGAGAAGGCCCUGUCUCGCCCAGGCCCGGACGUGGUGAUCUGUGACGAGGGCCACCGCAUUAAGAACUGCCACGCCAGCACCUCACAGGCCCUGAAGAACAUCCGUACCCGGAGGCGUGUGGUCCUCACGGGAUACCCCCUCCAGAACAACCUGAUAGAGUACUGGUGCAUGGUGGACUUUGUCAGACCUGACUUCCUGGGCACCAGGCAGGAGUUCAGUAACAUGUUUGAGAGGCCCAUUCUGAACGGGCAGUGUGUGGACAGUACGCCUCAGGACGUCCGGUUGAUGAGAUACCGAAGUCAUGUCCUCCAUAGCCUGCUGGAGGGCUUCGUCCAGAGGCGUGGCCAUAACGUGCUGAGAGACCAGCUCCCCUCCAAGGACGAGCAUGUGAUCAUGGUGCGCCUGUCACCCCUGCAGAGGGCCCUCUACACAGAGUUUAUGAACCGCUUCAGAGAGGCAGGCAACAGCGGCUGGCUGGGCCUUAACCCACUCAGGGCCUUCUGCGUGUGCUGCAAGAUCUGGAACCACCCAGACGUGCUGUACGAGGCGCUGCAGAAGGAGAAUCUGGCCAAUGAGCAGGACCUGGACCUGGAUGACAUCACCAACGGCCACGCCCGCUGCCCAGCCCCCUACCAGAAGGGCAAGACCCCGGAGGACCCCAACAGCAUCGGAGGGCUGAGUCUCAACGCUCUGCAGGAGAAGGCCAACCAGGUCAUCACCUACGAAUGGGCGAAGGAGAUCAUGUCUGACUAUAAACCUGGGCUCCUGGAGAACUCUGCUAAGAUGGUCCUGCUGUUCCACCUGAUCGACGAGAGUGUGAGGAAGGGAGACAAGAUCCUGGUGUUCAGUCAGAGUUUGUCCACCCUGUCAGUCAUCGAGGAGUUCCUGGCCAAGAGGCCCAUACUGGCGGGCAGCGCCAGAGAGGGCUAUAAUCAAAACUGGGUCCGCAACCACAACUACUACAGACUGGAUGGGAGCACAUCUGCUUCAGAGAGAGAGAGGCUCAUCAACCAGUUCAACGACCCGUCCAACACCUCCGCCUUGAUCUUUCUGCUGUCCACCAGGGCUGGUUGUCUGGGGGUGAACCUGAUCGGGGCUAACCGUGUGGUGGUGUUCGAUGCCUCCUGGAACCCCUGUCACGACGCCCAGGCCGUAUGUCGGGUGUACCGCUACGGCCAGAAGAAACCCUGCCAUAUCUACCGCCUCGUCUGUGACUUCACCUUGGAGAAGAAGAUAUACGACCGACAGAUCUCCAAGCAGGGCAUGUCCGACCGAGUGGUGGAUGACCUGAACCCGGUGCUGUCGUUCACGCGAAGGGAGGUGGAGUCUCUGCUGCACUUCGUGGAAGAGGAGCCUGACGUGUCACAGGUGCAACUACAGCCCCACCAAGAGAUAGAGGCGGGAAUCAGACAUGCCUGCCAGCUCUACCCUCACCUUGUCACCAAGCAACCCUUUCACCACGAGUCUCUCCUGAUGGAGCGACAGGAGAUGAAACUCACCAAAGCGGAGAAGAAGGCCGCCAAGAAGAGCUACGAGGAUGAGAAGCGUGCAUCGGUGCCCUACACGCGCCCCUCUUAUGCCCACUAUUACCCCGCCAGCGACCAGAGCCUCACAAAUAUCCCUGCCUUCAGCCAGCGCAACUGGCGCCCACCCCCCCGACAAGAUGAGAAGCCGGUGGUCAGUGUUCGCCCAGUUCAGUCGACUCCAAUUCCCACAAUGCCUCGCCAGGCGUCUCACAGCUCUGCCCCCACAGCAGACACCGAGUCCAGCUCGGGCUUUCCCGUCAACUACCUGCAAAAGGCGGGCGUAUUCGUCCAGAAGAUCGUCACCACCACAGAUAUCGUGAUACCUGAAACCAACAGUUCAACUGAUGUUAAGGCCAGAAUCAGUGCAGGAGAGAGCAUCCACGUCAUCAGAGGAACGAAAGGGACCUACAUCAGGACUUGUGAUGGGAGGAUAUUUGCCAUCCGCACUGCAAGCAAGCCCAAGGCAGGGGAAGAGAACUCAGCUGCUGCACCCAAAGACACCCAGAAGGUAUCGGAGGAGGCCUCCGCCAACGGCUGCCCCGAAAUCCUGAGUGAACUCCAGAGGUACGAGGCUGCAACCAGAACCAAGGCCCAGGAUCAGCAGGACUCCAAGGCUUCGUCUGCAGGUGCAGCGGCUCCACAGGAGAAGGCGCCGGCAGAGAGCAACAAUGGCAGCAGCAUGACUAGCCAUGCCAAGCCCUGGAGCGAUGCCUCCGCCCCGGCCAAGCCCAGCACAGAUGCCAUUGCUGCCCUGGACCUGAGGGGCACCAAGCGCAAGGCCUCCACCACGUCCAACGUCGAAUGGGCCAUCAAAAAGCAGCCGGCCCCCAGCAAGCGCACCUCGGCCCAGUUGCCCCCCCAGGCUUUUCCCUUCGCGGCAGGCUAUGACCUCCCACCCAUGGGCCUCAACCCAGCAAUGCUGGGCUCCAUGGGGCACCCCAUAUUCAUGGGGGCCGGCUUGCCCUACUUCCAGUCCCACAGCCAGCAGGGUGACCACCGUCUCAUGUUCCCCAUGACUCCCGACCCCUUCGGCUUGGGGGGCGGCACCCUACCUAGAUCCUCCUCCACCAUCACCUCCUCGGCUGCCCCUGACCCAGCCUCCCUAGCUCCCUUCAUGCUGGGUGCUGGUAUGGCUGGCAUGCUGCCCCCAGGUUUCCCCAUGUCCUACGGCCAGUCUAUGUGCAUGUAUCCUAACUUGCUGCACCCCGGGGAGCUACCGGCCGCCACCCCAGGCCCCGCUGACUCCAGCUUCUUCUCCCACUUCCCCUCCUCUGGCCUGGCAGUGGCAGGGCUGGGUCGCUCUGAUGCCCACUGCCCGGCAGAGAACGCCGGUGGAAGCAGCUCAGACAGCAACAACGACGAUGAAGAUGAUGAUGAUGUCAUUGAGGUGAUGGGACAAUGAGAGCCUCCAACUGUAGGAAAGAGGCAUGUGGGUUGUAGGGGACAGUUAGUGGAGUUGCUGGGGCUAGGAAAGCUGAAAGGGAAGGGACAACCAAGCCCACCUCCUCCCCUAGACCUAUUCCCCAUCCUAAAUGCAACAUGCACACCUUUCAGAAAACGAGAAUCUGUGUUGGAAUAUAACAGACUGGACAAAGCACCAAAUCCUUAUGCUGAAUAUCUUAUUUAAACAUUUUUUUAAAAGGCAAAUCUGAACUUAUGUGAUGAAGAAAAAUGAACUUGGGGCUUCCAAAAUGUUGUCCUGUACUGGCUUUUGCAAAUCACUGAAGCAAGAGACUGCUGGGUUUGGACCUGCAAACCACUUCUUUGUCUUCUAUUAAAAAAAAAAUCCCAGCGGUUGAUGACAGACUAGGUUAAUAACUAACUGACAAUAGACUUGAAUUAAUAUGUCAAUUUUAUAUACGUAGUUGGUAGUAAUUAUUGUAUGGCGCAAAAUAUCAGUUACAUGAUAUUGUUCUUCAUUGUCAUUAUAUGCUACUGAAUAUUAUUUUAUAUAGUAGUCAUGCUCAAAACAUGUCACAACUGUUUUCAAAAUCGAUUUGAUUUACCCCUGAAUUUACUGCGUUUUGUUUUUCAGAAAAUGGACUACUUGAGACUCAAUUCAAAGAAACAAUUAGGCUCUUUGUUGGGUGAAAGAUUAAGUCAAAAACCUUAAACUCAAAGAAUGUACGCUUAUUUACGACUUUAAUGCAGACUUUGGGGACAGGCAUCACACUUGUGAAGAUCUGAUUUUGAUUUUUGAUAUGUCAUCUACAUUUUUCAAAUGUACACAUCGUCUACAGGCGACGAUGUGAAAACUGUGAUCUUGCUAAACUCCAACAGUCCGAAGGGAGCUGAAUUGAAAAUGCCUUGCCUCUGUCUCUCUGAAUGUUACCUAGUGGGAGUAGAGAAACAGCGAGAUGGGCAGUCCUAGGACCUGGAUCUCACCCAUAGUCUUACUGUAGCUUUGCUAAGUGAUGCAAAUAUAACCCAUGAACCCUCUGGUGGUCAUGUGGGUCACCUGUCUACUUCUCUGUCUGUUUCUGCAUUGUGUACCCAAGGGUUCUAGAGUAGAGAACUUCUGUCAUAAUGACUCGCUCUGCCUUGUGGAUAGCAUGAACACUCAUUUUCAGUUCCUUUUUCUCAUCUUUGGCGUAUGUGAUUUCAACAGAAGAACAAACAGGGUUCAAGAGAUCAUUGUCAAACCAAAAUCAUUUGAGAGGAGUCAAAAAUAGCUGUGCCAAAAAAAGUACAAAAAUGAUCCUCUCCAGAGAGGAUCAUUCUCUGGAGCAACCAAAUGUCACCGUCAACUGCUAUUGGCCUAGAGAAGAGGGUUUCUUUCCCUAAUUUGGUCACAGUUUUGUCAUUAUAGACUUAGUGAGCUCAUUGUAAAGAUGAUGCUGGCUUAAGACUUCACUGUGUAACAAAGUACCGGGACAUUGAUUUAGAGAGGGGGGGGGGUUCUGUGACCUGGUUCUGUUUAAUAAACAACAGAACUUUUCAUUUCUGUUACUGCUGACUGUUAUUACCCCCCUCAUUACAUACGUUGGCCGCCUACUGUCUUAUGCCGCAUUUACGUGCUAGUCGGAACGAGGAAGCUCGGAAAUGUCCAACUUGCUAACUGGUUGAACGCGGCAUGUGUAUAACUACAAUCAAUUAGCAAGUCGGGAAAUGUCUGACUUUCCAACUAGCAUGUGAACGCAGAAACUACCCAACACUUUGGGAAGAGGGAAGCCCAGCCCAUCACCUCCACCAAGUCCCUAGCCUUGAGUCUCUUCAGCAAGAGCUUUAAACUCCAGUUAUUGAGUUUAUUAUGAGACCCUUACAUAAUCAGAUUUGUUCAUCUUUUCAUACCAUACUUAAGGUGUUAAUUGACCUGUUAUUUCUAUUUUUUUAUGUACCACUCUUAUUUAUGACAGUGCAUAUUUAUUAAUUCCUUUUUUUGUUCUGUUUUUGUAAGGGAAAUGUUUUAUGUUCGUUUACUAGAACACGUUGAUUCUUGUUACAUGACUUGAGGUGGUCGAACCACUCAUUAGCAGAUAGAAAAUGUAAUCCAGUGCUUUUGUUUACAGGACCAACCAGUCAAGGUGGUCGAACCACUCAUUAGCAGAUAGAAAAUGUAAUCCAGUGCUUUUGUUUAGUUUUUAUUUAUGUUCAUAUCAUCCAGAUGUUCAUGUGAAUCUAUCUAUCCUCAUUGCAAAUGAAAGGUAGUUCUCUCAGUAUUCAUUCAUCUUAAGUUGUUGAACCAACUGUUUUUUUCCCAUAGAUUUCUACAUGAAUGUAAGUAUUUAUUUAUAAAUCAAUUCAGUCGGCGACCAACUGACUCUCUUAAUUCCAUUUAUUAAAGUCAAGCUGCUGUCUUGAGGAGAAUGGCUGGAAGAGCCUGUAUGUAGUUAGUGAAUGGACAUGUAACAAUGGAUGGCUUUUAGAUAAAGAAAAUUUUGUUUCUAAAUAAAAUAAAAUCAUGUUUUGAAUGGAAUUUAAAUUUCAUUUACUUUGAUAAGUUACUCUAAUGACACAGAUUCUCAAGAUCUAGUUGAACAUAAGUAACUCUUUCACUAAACUGAUGUCCUUUUCAACUUGGUUGGGGGGGAAUAGACACUGUGUCGGAAACUGAGCAUAUAGUCUAGAGACGUCCAUCAGAUGACAUUACCUAAAAUCAGAUGAAGAGGGCAAGAUUGAGUAUAGCUCACUCAAUCUCCUGUCCUAGUCGACAAUCCAUAGCAACAGGUUCAAACAAAACUGAUAUUGUUACACAGAGACUGGUGUACUGUUCUGUAUUUAGAAUGAAUUCAUAGUUUUCUAUUACAUGCUUUUAGUGUUUGUAUUAGCUUUGGUGACAUGAGCUGUCUGCAAGCCGAUGAUUGCAUGUUUUGACUACGAAACUGAAAUGAUUUACAUAGACUUUACCAAUCAAAUAUUUAAGUAACUGUCCAGUGUUUCCAGAUUUCUGACAUAUUUAUUUUUAACCUUUAUGAAAAUAAGAAUUUGUUCUUAAUUAAAAUGUUGGCCUAGGGACAGUGGGUUAAAUGCCUUGUUCAGGGGCAGAACAACAGAUUUUUACUUUGUCAGCUCGGGGAUUUGAUUUGGCAACCUUUUGGUUACUAGUCCAACGCUCUAACCACUAGGCUACCUGCCACCCCCAUAUAUGACCUAUAUAGUUCAUUCAUAUCACAUAGAAAUGACUUAUAAUUAACUACCAUAUUACUUAAUUACAAUUUUUUGGAAGGAUAAUUUAAGUAUGUUAAAAUCAGCUUUUCUAUGUUGGAAUGGUGUGGGCAUUCAUCCUACAACAGAAUGGUGUGGGCGUAUUCCGGUAACAUGGUGUGGGCAAGUAGACUGCUGAUUGGCCAGCUCAUCCUCUAUGAGGAAAUGUUUGUUUGUGAUACAAGUUUGAGGUGGUGUUUUAAGUGUUUUUUCGGCCACUGUAUGAGUUAACAGAAUAUUAACUUUUAAAUGGGAGAUUUUCACUGGACAGUUGCUUUAAUUACUUACAAGCCUUAGAUUUCAUCAUUAGCUAUGCAAGCAGAGUCUGUUAAAUUGUAUUUAAAAACAAGUGCUUUUAUCUUCUCAUUAUGAUAAUACUUAUUUGAAAAAUAAAUAAGAAUUUAAAUGGACCCAACAUACAGUAUCUUAACAUGUAAAAGGAAUUCCAUGAUGUCUGCUUAUUCCAUGAAACUUGGCCAUAGUGGACUGGAUUUCCCUUGACUUGUUUACCGCUCUUUGGUGUUGUAGCUCUGUGUUGCCCUCUGAUCUAUACUGUCAUGUUUUAACGCCUUGGGGAAUGGUAGGUGCAGGCAGAGAUCUGCGAAUAUCUAUGAUACACUGCCCUGGUUCUUUGGCUGAGUUUGGGUCUUCUUACAUGUCCUAGUAGCUUGGAUAUUCAUGUUUAAAUGUUUGAAGGCUUUCAGCGUUUGAGUUGCCUGCCCUUGGCCUUUACAUAAGUCAAGCAUUCACAUGUAUUUGGUUCAGUCAAAUUGUCCCCCUCGCCAUCAUUGCAUACUCAUGAUUUAACCUCACUGUACCAGUGGUUUGUCUUUGAAUCUGUAGAAGCAGAGCUGUUUUUCUGAGAGAAUUUGAUCAAUAUGCAAAAAGGUGACAAUGACAUUUGAAACACACAUCAGAGCAGUACAGUUGUGUCCAGCGUGUGGCUGGUACUCUUUUUCUCCAUAAGCACAAUUCCACCGAGGCAUCCCAGAUCCUUGCAUGUCUCAUCUGGGUCUUUUAGUCUCAUGUUUUCAGCACUGUGAGUGGACAAGGUCAUUUUAAUAGUGUUUAUUUUUCACAUGAUUGUGUUGUUUAAGGGUGUGUACACUUGGAUGGAUGUCUUCACAGAGGACAGUUUCCAGUUUGUUUCUUGUUUUAUUAGUCGUAUGGGACACGUAUACUUUGUCCACAAAAUGCUUACUUGCAUACUCACCAUUGUUCUUAGCUAGUCAAAGGUCACUCACUUGGGCUUCUGUGGUAGCCAACCAUUACCCACUUUGCAUUUUCUGCCAGUGAGCUAUUAACGUUAUCUAAGUUUGAUUUCCAAUGGUGGAAAAAGUACCCAAUGGUUAUACUUGAGUAAAAGUAAUAGAAAGUUACUCAAGUAAAAGUUAGUCACCCAGUAAAAUACUACUUGAUUAAAAAUCUAAAAGUAUUUGUUUUUAAAUAUACUUAAGUAUCAAAAGUAAAUGUAAUUGCUCAAAUAUACUUAAGUAUUAAAAGUAGUGAAAAUAUAUAUAUAUUUUUGAGAUAGCCAGGGGCACACUCAGACAUUAUUUACAAAUUAUGCACGUCUGUUUAGUGAGUCCGCCAGACCAGAGGCAGUAGGGAUGACCGUGUGUUCUCUUGAUAAGUGUGUGAAUUUCACAAUUUUCCUGUCCUGCUAAGAGUUAAAAAUUAAAUAAGUACUUUUGGUUGUCAUGGAAAAUAUAUUAAAUAAAAAGUACAAUACUUUCUUUAGGAAUGUAGUGAAGUAAAAGUAGUCAGAAUAUAAAUAGUAAAGUACAGAUACGCCUAAAAACUACUUAAGUAGUACUUUACAGUAUUUUUACUCAAGUACUUUACAUCACUGUUGAUUUCAGAUCAGAUUUUGCCAGUGCUCCGUCUGUGGUGUUUGAUUCUUGUAGCAUUCUGAUGUCAGGGUUUUGUCUUUUUUUAAGUCUUGAGAAAUGUGAAUUAUUUUUUAUUGUGGAAAUUAAUAACUGAAUAAAAUUCAUGUGUUUGUGGUUA
This is a messenger RNA of Oncorhynchus masou masou (cherry salmon), 9854 nucleotides long. RefSeq names its product helicase ARIP4-like. The transcript has 19 exons. Gene Ontology annotation, cellular component: nucleus. Gene Ontology annotation, molecular function: ATP-dependent chromatin remodeler activity; ATP hydrolysis activity; ATP binding. The record is from RefSeq and is a predicted model, not a curated record. The coding region runs from base 373 to 4602 and encodes 1409 amino acids. NCBI's taxonomy places the organism in Eukaryota, Metazoa, Chordata, Actinopteri, Salmoniformes, Salmonidae.